Molecule: messenger RNA, 706 nt
Organism: Psylliodes chrysocephalus
Lineage: Eukaryota; Metazoa; Arthropoda; Insecta; Coleoptera; Chrysomelidae
Source: the annotation of a GenBank genome assembly
UAUAUAUGUCAUUGGUCCGAGCAAAGCGAUAUAACCUCACUUUUUAUAAAAUGUCAGGCUCCGAGUCUGAUGAUGAUUUACCUCAAUUAUCUGUAGAAACGUUUGGGGCAUUGCAAGAAUUUUACAAGGAACAGGAAGAAAGAGAAAGUAAAAUUAAUUAUGUUAUAAACAAUGGAGAUGUCACAUUUGAAGAAGAUUGGCAACUUAGUCAAUUUUGGUACGAUGAUAAUACCAUUGAUAUAUUGGUAAAAAUAGUGGUACAGGCUGUUGGAAAAACUGGAAAAGUAGCUUUAAUAUCAUGCCCCACAUUGUAUAAAAAAUUGCGGCAUGAAGCAGAGCCUGGCUGUGAAAUUACUUUAUAUGAAUUUGAUAAAAGAUUUUCUGCAUUUGGAGAAGAUUAUGUAUUUUAUGACUAUAAAUCACCAUUAGGUGUUCCUAGAGAUAAAUCCGAUUAUUAUGAUAUAGUGAUAGCGGAUCCUCCGUUUUUAUCUGAAGAAUGUAUUACUAAAACUGCCGUUACUAUUAGAUAUUUAACAAAAAAUAAAAUAAUUUUAUGUACAGGCGUUAUAAUGGAAGAUUUAGCAAAAAGGCUUCUAGAUUUAAGAAAAAGUACCUUUGAACCGAAGCACAGGAAUAAUCUAGCAAACGAAUUUGGUUGUUUCACAAAUUUCGAAAUAGAAAAACCAUCAUAGCGAUAAAUAAAAGA